Molecule: messenger RNA, 918 nt
Organism: Cyprinus carpio (common carp)
Lineage: Eukaryota; Metazoa; Chordata; Actinopteri; Cypriniformes; Cyprinidae
Product: uracil nucleotide/cysteinyl leukotriene receptor-like
Exons: 1
Coding region: 1-849 (282 amino acids)
Biological process (GO): positive regulation of Rho protein signal transduction; phospholipase C-activating G protein-coupled receptor signaling pathway
Cellular component (GO): membrane
Molecular function (GO): G protein-coupled receptor activity
Source: RefSeq, a predicted model, not a curated record
AUGAAUAAUUCGACUAUGAACUUCACCACGCCUGAAGCAUCUACAAACUCCACAAAUCAUUUAUUUGCGAUAAUAACCAUACUGGACAUUUAUAUUUACAGCUUCAAUGUUUUUCUCGGCUUUCCUACACACUUCUAUAUUAUAUUGCUCAUCGUCCAAGGAACGGGAAAUGGAGUUGCAUCAGACUUCUUCAUCCUCAAUCUCUCUGUUUCUGAGAUUGGUAUUUGUCUGAACUCUUUGUUUUCUGUAUUUUAUUAUUUUACUGGGGUUUUAUAUCUACGAUUAUUAGGGUUUUUAUUAGGACUACUUGUCACUGGUCGUCCUCUGUUUCAGUGUCUGAUCUGUGUUGAGCGUUACCUGGCAGUGGUUCAUCCUGUAACCUUUCUGAAGUACAAACCUCUCAGAUAUAGAGUGAUCUGCUGCACUCCGGCCUGGAUAAUUUGUCUUGGCUCUUGUUUGUGCUGCAUGUUUACUACAGAACAAUUUAAUUAUGAGUUGUACAUAUACUUCUACUUGAUUCAGUUCCUCCUCUUCUUCUCCAUCCAGUUGUUUUGUCUUGUGACUGUUCUCAGAGCUCUGAAGCAGUCAGGACCAGGAGAGAGAGGGAGAGAGAGAAAGGAGGAAAACUGCAUGAAGAGAAGAGCAUUUCGUCUCAUUCUAAUAACUACCGUGACUAUGACUAAUAUAUAUAUGCCAUUAAUUAUCUCAGGAUUCUAUUUCAUUCUUACUCAGCAGUUUAUUGUGAACCUUUUUUCUGUUGGUUUGCUUUGUUUUAUUCUGGCUGGUUUUGUUCAGCCUGUUCUUUAUCUGCACCGGGCUGGAAAGCUUUCCUGCUUUUGUUGUUUUUAGUAUGUUUUAAUUUUCAAUGGAGAACAUUUGACGCUCUAAAAAAAAAAAAAUAAUAAUAAAUUGCAUUGC